AGUAGGCAUCUCUACAGUGAUCAACAUAACAUGGAUUCAGCAACAAAGCAGCAGGGAGGAAGACAGUCGCAGCUUCUCUUCACCCCGUUAAUGAUCUCCGUGGUUGGAGUCAUUGCUACAGCCUUGGCCCUCUUGCUCUACCAUUUUAUAGUCACCAGAUUCUGUCUGCGAUACAGGCGUGGGGCGAUCUCGCAGUCACAGCAGCAAGGGUCCCAAGAAGCAGCGAUGGGUGGGGUGGACGACAAGGUCCUGCAGUCCAUCCCUGUUUUGGCUUACCGUAACGUCGUAACCAACAACAAGCAGCAAGGUGGGUUGUUUCGUAGGGAUCAGAACGAAUGCGCGGUGUGCUUGGGGGAAUUGCAGGAAGGAGACAUGGUUCGCUUGCUACCCACUUGUCGACAUGGUUUCCACCUUCUUUGUAUUGAUAAUUGGUUCCUCGCUCACUCCACUUGCCCUCUUUGCCGCUCUCCGGUGGUCUCUGUUGGGGGAGAUCACGUCCUUAAUUUUGCAAAUGCCACCUCCACCUCCUCCGCCUCUCCUCCAAUUGCCGGGAUCGAAGAAGACCAUGGGAUCUUCCACCACGAUAGCGAUGCUAAUAAUAAUUCGGUUGUGCCAGCAGCAGCAGCAGCAGCAGCAGCAGAGACAACCAGGCCAAAAUCGAAUGGAUUGCUCCAACACUGUAUGUCUCUCGUAUUGCUUGCGGAGAGAUCAAAACCACCACUGUUGCCUGUACAAUUAAAGCGAUCAUUGUCAACGAAUACUUGAGUAAGAGUUACGACUUACAAGUUGUUUGCGGACCAUCCAUGACAAAGUAGAAGGCUCUUCAAAUUUAUUAAACAAUGCAACCGCCGAACGUUUGUACCUAAUUACCUAUACAUGGAACAGGAUAUUAUCCAAAUUCCAUUUUCCAUGCCGGUUCACAUUCACGGGGUAUUUGGAGUAGGGAUAUAUUUGGAUGGAAAAUUCGUAUUCUAUUAAUGUUCAUAUCUGUUUAGAGGAAUCAGUUCAUAUCCGAUUCGUUUAGGUAUGGGUUUAAA
Molecule: messenger RNA, 1037 nt
Organism: Macadamia integrifolia
Lineage: Eukaryota; Viridiplantae; Streptophyta; Magnoliopsida; Proteales; Proteaceae
Product: RING-H2 finger protein ATL52-like
Exons: 1
Coding region: 31-765 (244 amino acids)
Biological process (GO): protein ubiquitination
Source: RefSeq, a predicted model, not a curated record